Molecule: messenger RNA, 1016 nt
Organism: Daucus carota subsp. sativus
Lineage: Eukaryota; Viridiplantae; Streptophyta; Magnoliopsida; Apiales; Apiaceae
Product: thioredoxin-like 4, chloroplastic
Exons: 4
Coding region: 158-808 (216 amino acids)
Cellular component (GO): chloroplast
Source: RefSeq, a predicted model, not a curated record
UAAAUCUCAUACUUUCAUAUCCCUGUCACAAUUUUCACUAGAUAACAUAGUAGCCAAUCAUAUUAUUUCUUGUCUGAAACCUCAUCUCCUCCACUUGUCAAGCUGUUCCCAUGCCAGUGAAGAAAGACUGCAAUUGCUGAAGUCGAAAAAUACUGUCAUGUACAAGCUGGGCAUUCUGUCUCACAAGGUCACCAUUAGUUUGUGGAAAGAUGUGGGAAGAAAUUUUCAUUCUGGACUAUCAUCUACAACCUGGAAACCAGUUUUAGAUCAAAAUAUUGCAGGGUCUACCAAUACAAAGGCCAGAAAUCCAUCUAUUCUGGGGACUGAUAGCCUGCAUUUGAUAAGGAUAAACCGCAUUUGCAGACCUACAAUCCAAUGCAUGAUUGGCGGAAGUUCAGAAGAGUUAUCUGAUGAAGAUGAUGAGCUAUGCCCUGUUAAUUGUGUCAGAGAAUUCAAGAAUGACAAUGAAUUCCUUAGAAUACUAGAGAAGGCCAAGGAAACCAAAUCUUUGGUGGUAGUAGAUUUUUACCGCACUGCCUGUGGUAGCUGCAAAUAUAUUGAACAGGGGUUUACAAAGCUAUGCAAGGGAUCUGGGGUCGAGGAAAAUGGAGUAAUAUUCUUGAAACACAAUGUAAUUGAUGAAUAUGAUGAACAAUCUGAGGUUGCUGAACGUCUUCGAAUCAAGGCUGUGCCCCUCUUCCAUUUUUACAAAGAUGGAGUUCUAUUAGAAGCUUUUCCAACUAGAGACAAAGAAAGAAUCAUUGCAGCCAUAGAUAAAUACACUGCUCCUGCCACUCAAGAUUUAUAAACCAGUUUAGUUAUUUCUAUAUACUUGGCUUUUAUGUAUAGUAAUCGUCAGAUACUUAAGAUUAUUGCAAGAUGUAUGUGAAUCCUCAUGUCAUAUCUGUAGUAAUACCAGAAUUUUUUGAAGCAUAUCAUCUCAGAAUUUGAGAGCUGAGUUGCUUGAUGUAUUCGAUGGCAAUUCUUGAAUAAUAGAUGAAUGUCCCUUCUGAAAA